AUGAGGACUGUAAAAGGCUUCUGUGUUCUUUUUGUGCUGCAUCUGUGUUUCUUCGACUCAGGAACACCUGGGAAAAUACUUGUGUGGCCCGUGGAUUUUAGUCACUGGAUUGGUUUAAAAGUUAUUCUGAAUCAACUCCAGCUUCAUGGACAUGAGAUAACUAUCCUGAUACCUUCACCAAGUUAUCUAUUUGAUCAUACCAAGAUCCCCUUUAAUGUGGAGAUCCUUCAACUUCCAGUAACUAAAGAAACUAUCAUGGAAGAGCUCGAUACCUUUCUCCACAUGGUUUCUUUUGAACUGCCAAAACUUUCAUGGUGGGACAGGCAAGCAAAACUGAGAGAAAUGAGCCACAGUUUUUUAAGGAUGGGCAAAAGAGUGUGCAACGGUGCUAUCACAAAUAAGGAGUUACUCAGCAGGCUACAGGCAGCUAAGUUUGAUAUCUGUGUUGCUGAUCCCUUAAGUUUUUGUGGGGAGUUGUUGGCUGAGCUCCUCAAUAUUCCAUUGAUAUAUUCUUUUCGUUUUUCUUAUGGGAAUGUCAUUGAGAGAUUGUGUGCUCAAUUUCCCAUCCCUUCUUCGUACUCAGGACUGACAGACAGUACGACUUUUGUACAGACUGGAGAAUUGGUUGUCUUACAUGAUAAGUGAUAUUUUAUUUUUAUAUUUUCUAUAUGGGACGAGUAUUACAGCAAGAUUUUAGGUAAGAGAAAUUUGAAAACCACCACACUGUGUGAGAUUAUGGGGAAAGCUAAAAUGUGGUUGAUACGAACUUACUGGGAUUUUGAAUUUCCUCACCCUUAUUUACCUAAUUUUGAAUUUGUUGGAGGACUGCACUGCAAGCCUGCAAAGCCCCUACCUAAGGAGUUAGAAGAAUUUGUCCAAAGCUCUGGAAAAGAUGGAGUUGUGGUAUUUACUCUCGGGUCAUUGAUCAAAAACCUCACAGAAGAAAAGGCUAAUAUAAUUGCAUCAGCUCUUGCCCAGAUUCCACAGAAGGUUCUGUGGAAAUACACAGGAAAGAAACCAGACACAUUAGGACCCAAUACCCAGCUAUAUGAAUGGAUUCCCCAGAAUGAUCUUCUUGGUCAUCCCAAGACCAAAGCUUUUAUCACUCACUGUGGAACUAAUGGGAUCUACGAAGCUAUUUACCAUGGAAUCCCUAUGGUGAGAAUUCCCAUAUUUGGUGAUCAGCCUGGUAAUAUUGCUCGUAUAAAGGCCAAAGGGGCAGCUGUUGAAGUAGACUUGCAUACCAUGACGAGUUCUAAUCUUCUUAAUGCUUUGAAGGAAGUUAUUAACAACCCUUCCUAUAAAGAGAAUGCUAUGAAAUUAUCAAGAAUUCACCAUGAUCAGCCUAUAAAGCCCUUGGACCGAGCAGUCUUCUGGAUCGAGUAUGUCAUGCGCCACCAAGGAGCCAAGCACCUGCGGCCAGCCUCCCAUGACCUCACCUGGUUCCAGUACCACUCCUUGGAUGUGAUUGGAUUUCUGCUGGCUUGUGUGGCAACUACUAUAUUCCUGGUCACAAAGUGUCUGUUUUGUUGCUGGAAAUUUGGAAAGACAGGAAAGAAGAACAAGAGAGAAUAGUUUUCUUUAAUAAUUUAGAUGGAGAACUUGACAAGGCCCAUCUGAAUUAACCCAGCUAGUGAUGUGAAGAGAUUCCUCUCCUGCACUUCCAGGUUCU
Canis lupus familiaris (dog) is the source of this 1672-nucleotide messenger RNA. RefSeq names its product UDP-glucuronosyltransferase 2C1-like. The record is from RefSeq and is a predicted model, not a curated record. Lineage: Eukaryota; Metazoa; Chordata; Mammalia; Carnivora; Canidae. Gene Ontology annotation, molecular function: UDP-glycosyltransferase activity.